Messenger RNA from Schizosaccharomyces octosporus yFS286, 2774 nucleotides. RefSeq names its product poly(A) binding protein Nab3. The record is from RefSeq and is a predicted model, not a curated record. Lineage: Eukaryota; Fungi; Ascomycota; Schizosaccharomycetes; Schizosaccharomycetales; Schizosaccharomycetaceae. Bases 424 to 2547 code for a protein of 707 amino acids. Gene Ontology annotation, molecular function: RNA binding. The transcript is spliced from 3 exons.
UUAGAAACGGGUCAGAGUCUGCUCAAAUUUCUACCUUGAGAAGAUAUUCACCUACCUGACAUUGAAGUUUUGGAUUCAACAAUUUCCGCUACCGUUUACUGUAAAUAAUUGGAAUCUCCAAUCUUUAAGAAACAGAUUAACAUCAGUCGAUGAAAAAGUAUUGCGGUUCGACAUAACUGGUUUAUAAAAUAAUUCAUUGGGGUUUUGGACAUAUUUGCUAUAUUUGGUAAAAAUCUACAUUUAAAUAGAAUUUUUCUGUAUAUUGUUUUGUUCUUUAGCUCAUUCCCACUAUAUUAUUUCGCAUUCUAAAAAAAGUUCAAAAAACUCCAACACAAGCGCUUUUAUUGAUGCGUUUCUAAUAAUUUCAAGAGUCAAAUAAACGCAUUUAAAAGCAUCUUUCAUUUCUUGGAAUAAAAUUUUGUAAUGGACCCGACCAGAGAGAGUAUCCUUACUAAGGGCGAUGAACCUUUGAAAGAGCAAGUGGAUUCGUCAGAACAGCCUUCUUCGCAAAUGCAAGCUCAAAAUUUAGAAGAAAAUGGUUCUGCAGAUGUUACUGCCAUUUCCAAUCCUGAAGUUAAUAAAGCAGAAUUGCCCCCAAGACAGGAAAAUCGACCUGAAACUGACGAAAGGGAACACGAACCCGCCUUACCUUGGAAUAACGAUGGCUCUGGAAAAGCUGAAGAAAACGAAGAAGAAGAAGAUGAUGAAGACGACGUUUAUUCUCCUCCGGAACCUGCUUCAGAACCAUCUACCCAAGAAGAACAUUAUGUGAAUGAAUCAAAGUUUCAUACGGAUGAGAAACCGGCCGAGUUAAAUAUUGAGCGUGGUAAUUAUCCAUCUUCAAAUGAUUCUCUUAACGAAGAUAAGAAAGUAUCCAUUCCAGAUCAACCCAUUUCUACAGACCCGUCUGUCCCUACUUCUGGUGUCGAUCCUAAAAUAAAGGAACCAGCACCAGAUAGAAUGUAUGAGCCAACUCCGAUGAACGCUACUAAUAGCAUACCGCCCCAGUUCUCAUCGGUACAUCCAUUAGCUUCCACUCCUAAUCUGGAUAGUAUAUUGAAAGGAAUCGAUGUUAACAAAGUGUUGGCUACUGUAAAUAACAAUAACAGACCAAGCAACGUUGCAUUUCAAAAUCUUAAUGUCCAGGAUAGGCAGUCAGAGAAUACUUCAUCGUCUUCUGUAAGUUUAAGCCAUUCUCCUAAUUUUAGUGAAAGUGUCACCAUACCUAAAAACUUUGUUCCUUUUUCGGAGUACGAUCCAGAAGAAGUCCCAAAAUCUCAGGAUGUUGAAUAUAAUGGCAAAUUCCCUGGUCCUCCGUAUUCUGAUACACACCCACCUGAACCAUGCUUACGGUUUCGCCCGGAAGAUGAAGAAACUUAUCAACUGUUUUUACAAGAAGAAGCAAAAAUUAUGUCUAAUUGGUUUCCUGGACAAUUUCCGUCAUCUUCUCGGCUUUUCCUAGGUCAUUUGCAAAAAGAGAACAACUUAUCCAAGCGAGAAGUUUGGAAAACGUUUCAAAACUAUGGAAGACUUGCUCAAGUUGUGCUAAAGCCGACCUAUGGUUUCGUUCAAUUCUUUACUGAUGAAGCAUGCGCCCGAGCUUUAAAUGAUAUGCAAGGAAAAUACAUACAAAAUCAGAGACUUUAUUUAGAAAUCUCCAAGCUACAAAAGAAAUAUCAAAACCAAGUUGAUUUUUCAAAAAAGGGUCCAACUAAGGGAUCGUCUGCUCCCAUUUAUGGCUCAGCCAAUCCUCCAACAUGGAAAAAACGAUCAAGAUCUCCAUCACUUUAUAGUGGCAAGCGACCGGAGAAAAAGCCUGCUUUAGAAGGAUUACCCAGAGUUCAAGUUGACUGUCAUAUAUUUGUCGUCGACGAUACUCCAAUUGAGUUUGUAUAUAGGGUAGAAAAUGCUUUUCGUGAAAGAUCUUUGAAUGUUGCACUGACAUUUUUAACUCCCAAACUAUCAUUACAAGCACUGGUACAUCAGUGUAUUGUAGAUGGAAUUCCAGCUAUCGCGUACGUUUCGUCUCGUGUGAGUCAAAAUGGUUGCGUUUCUGUUCAGACGUUUCAACGAACGGAAAAUCCGAGUGAAAUUCGAUAUGAUGAAUACGCAAAUGUCGGAAUCUACACAGCUGUGGAGUUGGUUCUACGCUCAAAAAGUGCAUGGCUUGUGAUGAACCCUUCAGGAUUUCCAACAACAACUCCAAUCAAUUCUUACCAAACACCAUCAAAUGAUCAAAUUUCUAAAAUCGUUAGCUAUUCCAACCCACAUCUUUCAUCGAUACUUGGGUCCCUUGAUUCUAACUCUCUUCAUCAGUUGUUGGACGUUAUUAAAACCAAGCCAUCUUCCCUUUCAAAACCCAAUUAUAAUCCGCAAAACAAAUAUUCACUUUAUGAAGCUUCAAAUAGUAAUCCAACAUUAAGUGUAAACGAGCAUGGACUCAAUAAUCUACCAGUUGCUGGUGCACCUUCCAACCACUAUCCUGAGCAAAACCAAAAACAGUUCGAGCAUAUAUUAGAACAAUUGACAGCUCUACAAAAUCCGUGAUCAAUAUAAAUUGAUUAUAAUUUUUCUGGUUUCCUUUGUGAUGAUCAGUUUCAUGAUGAUUUAUUAUACUCAUAUUACGUUGAAUAUUGGUUUUCUUUUCUUUUUUGAAUUUUAUUUAAAGAAAUAAAAAUAACAUUUUGAUUAAUUAAAUAUUACUGUUAUGUCAAGUGAUUAAUAGAUUUAUGUAUCUUUUGGUGAUCGACUGCGUGCUUUUCUUUUCUCCAGAG